Wyeomyia smithii (pitcher-plant mosquito) is the source of this 1601-nucleotide messenger RNA. RefSeq names its product tRNA pseudouridine(38/39) synthase. The transcript is spliced from 6 exons. Bases 110 to 1522 code for a protein of 470 amino acids. Gene Ontology annotation, biological process: mRNA pseudouridine synthesis; tRNA pseudouridine synthesis. The record is from RefSeq and is a predicted model, not a curated record. Gene Ontology annotation, molecular function: RNA binding; pseudouridine synthase activity. NCBI's taxonomy places the organism in Eukaryota, Metazoa, Arthropoda, Insecta, Diptera, Culicidae. Gene Ontology annotation, cellular component: nucleus; cytoplasm.
UUUUCGGAUAGGGAUGUAAAUAUUGUUUACAUCCUUGCAGGCAGUUAAUAUUUUUAAAAAUGUGCAUUUUCUUGCAAAACACUGAAUAAACGUAAUAAAUUAGUGGAAAAUGGAUUAUUCCGUGCAAGUAGUGAAAAAGACUAAGCGACACUCGCGAGAGGAAUUGAAGGCUUUUUCAAAAGAGCAACUCGUUGAUAGAAUUAUUCAGCUGGAGUCACAAAAUUUCCAGUUAAAAAAUAUAAUUCAGAAAACAACGGGCUCAAAGACGGUAGAAUGCGUCACUCGCCAGAAGAAGCACCGGAGUUUUGAUUUUUCAAAAUGCCACAAACGACAUAUUUUGCUGCGUUUUUUCUACUUGGGAUGGGACUAUCAUGGAUAUGCCUCGCAGGAAGACUCAGCGAAUACCAUUGAGUAUCACCUAUUCAAUGCGCUUACCCGCGUUUGCUUGAUAGAAAAUCGGGAAUCUUCAAACUACCACCGAUGUGGUCGCACCGACAAGGGAGUCAGCGCGUUUCAUCAAGUUGUCAGCUUAGAUGUGCGCUCAAAGUUUCCAUUAGACAAACAGCUGGAGCCGGAAUCGAUCACUGCAGAGCUCAACUAUUGCCAAUUGUUAAAUCGCGUUCUUCCACCAGACAUCCGGUGUAUUGCUUGGAUGCCCAUGGUAAAUCCGGUCUAUAGUGCUCGCUUUGACUGUAGCUCUCGAACAUAUCGGUAUUUUUUCCCUCGAGGGGAAUUGGAUGUAGCGGCAAUGCAAGAGGCUUGCCGGUUUCUGGUGGGUUUGCACGACUUCCGGAACUUGUGCAAAAUGGACGUAGGAAACGGAGUGGUUACGUUUACGAGGAAUAUACAUUAUGCUUUUAUUAAGGAGUCACGAAAAGACGGAGAGGAAUCCAGCUACGAUAUGCUGUAUUUUGAAUUGCGCGGGAAAGCUUUUCUCUGGCAUCAGGUUCGAUGCAUUAUGGCAAUUCUUAUUUUAGUCGGGCAGGGGAAGGAGAAACCUAAUGUGAUCCGAGAAUUGCUUGAUGUUGAGAGUAAUCCUCGCAAACCGCAGUAUAGUCUGGCUAAUGAUAUGCCUCUCAACCUGUACGAAUGUGAGUUUCGUAGGAAAGGCACUUUUGAUCCGGAAUUGUUCGAUAAAAAUGCGCCAAUCGUUGAGGAAGAUGACAAUGUGGAUGGGGAAUCGGACUUACGGGAUUGGGUUUACGAGGAGGAAAGCCUCUCGCGGACGAUUGCCGAACUUCAGGCGCUGUGGGCUGCCAGUAGCGUUAAAUCAACUAUGUGUCGGGAAAUGCUCAAAUCUCUGCAUGUGAUAUAUGGUCGACACUUCGAAACUCUACCUACACCCAAUUUUCAGGCUGCCAGUCUUCUUCAAGGAGUCCAACGUAAGGAAUACAUACCAUUGAUGGAACGUAAAAAAUGUGAGAGUCUAGAGAACCGCAUUGAACACUAUUCGAAAAAACGACGCAUUCAGGUGAACCAAAAGGAAGUCAUCGAAAGCACACCAAGAGAAACAAAGGACUGACGAUUUGCAAACACGGUGGUGAAAUCUGUUUAUUUACGUUUCCAUCUAGUUUAAUAAAGUUUUGUACACAAUUGCUGUA